CUAGCUACUGCUUAAAAAGCCAUUGCUUCCAACUUGUUCUCUCUCUGUUCUAUAACAAGCCACCAAGAAAAUAAACCACCAUAUCCACUUAACACAACAACAUGAAAAGAAUGAAUUUAUUCUGUUCUUCCUCUGGUUCCACAGCAAUAACUUCUAGUAUGGAAAAUCGUUCUUUGGUACGCAGAAGCACCAAAAGCUAUGACCAUGAUAGAAGAAAAAACAAACUUCAUGUCCCUUGUUCAUCUGAAUUUCCCAUCAAUCCUAAACCUUACUUCGAGAAGCAUAGAAAAAGUUCAGCUGAUAAGCAAAACAGUGACAUUCGUAGAAAAAGCUCGGUUGAAGUCAACGACCUAUAUACUCAUCCCAAUACUACUGGUUCAUCCAGAAGAUAUCUCCUUGGUGACGCGCCAUUCAUUGAUUGGAUAUCUGAGUCUGAUAAAAUCACAGCAAUGGUUCCUUCUCAGCAUGAUGCCAAAGCCAAGUCCAUGGUUAUGAACAGAAACAACGAUUCUCCUGCUCUUAGGUCCUCUUCUUCAGGUCACUCCAGGAACCAGCUUGUGGUUUUGAGGGUGUCAUUGAACUGCAAGGCCUGCGAAGGAAAAGUUAGGAAACAUAUUUCAAAAAUGGAAGGAGUGACAUCAUUCAGCAUAGACUUGGAGACCAAGAAAGUGACCAUAAAGGGAAACGUGACGCCACAAAGUGUACUUGCGAGUAUAUCCAAGGUGAAGAAUGCACAGCUAUGGCCAUCUUCAUCAGUACUGCCAUCAUCUUCUACGCCAACUUCUCCAUGGUCUACAUAAUCUGUUAUCAAUUAACAUAAAAUUUCUUUCACCCCUCUCUCUCUCUCUAUUUUGUUUACUGUUGUUUGUUUGAUAAACCCUCCGGGAAGUGCGUGUUUGUAUGAUUACAAGUUUGAUCACUUGUCAAGCUUAA
Gastrolobium bilobum is the source of this 933-nucleotide messenger RNA. RefSeq names its product protein SODIUM POTASSIUM ROOT DEFECTIVE 2. NCBI's taxonomy places the organism in Eukaryota, Viridiplantae, Streptophyta, Magnoliopsida, Fabales, Fabaceae. The coding region runs from base 102 to 800 and encodes 232 amino acids. Gene Ontology annotation, molecular function: metal ion binding. The transcript is spliced from 3 exons. The record is from RefSeq and is a predicted model, not a curated record.